AUGAAAGGCCCCCGAUCAUGGAUUUACUUCCUAGCCUUGGCUUUGCUAUGCCCUGUUGACGCGUCUACUUCCUUGUCUUAUCAUCCCAGCUCGCCCAUCAGCAGCCAGGCUCAUAUCCACACCGCGGUCUGCCAUACUUCGAUUGGGUUGACAUCCGUUGCUUCUGUGCCAACAACGACUAUCACCCGGCGCAUACAUGACCCAUCUCCAGUUGUGGUCUUCUCCAGGACUCAGGAGACCGUCACUAUCACUCCAUCAGAGUCAACAUUGACAGUGACAGAUUACGAGACCACUACUGUUACUUCCACCGCAAGCACCGUCACAGAUGUAUUCUCAACAACCUCGACUGAGUUUGAUACUGUGACUUCGACUGUGACUCCUGCUGAUAUUACAUCAACUGCCUACUCAACUGUGUCGAUUAGUGCCACUAUCACUGCAACUAUUGCCGCCUCUGCGACCUUUACUCCUAUUGCAGAUACUCUGACUACUACUACUGCUCUUGUGGCGCGAUCAUUCGAGCCUUCUCUGGAAAAUGACUGUUCUCCUACAGUGGAUGAUUACCAAUAUCCCCAGGAGGUUAUCUGCCACGAGAAGAUUAUCAUCAGAACUACAACAACUUCUACUGUGACCGAGUCUCCUGCCACCGCAACUGCUGCCGUUCCUUCCACUACCGUGGUAGAGACCAGUACCAUCACGACAAGCUCGGUUGUUGUUCCAGAGGAUGUCUCUACCACACUUAGCUACAGCGCUACCUCCACCAUUACCGAAAUUUCCACGGCACCUGCUGUAACGGAUACCGUGACCUCUAUUGUCACCGUGACAACUGCCGUCACCACCACCUCUGCCUACGCUGCAUGUGCUACCAACAACAUCGCUGGCUCUCCUCUUUCCUCGGAUUUUGGCGGCUUAGCAGGAGAAUACGUUUAUUCCCUGUCUUGGGGUACAGUGUCUGGCUACGGCUCCAGUGUGCAUAGUGUCGACACCGCUGAAGAUUGCUGUAUAAGCUGCCAAGAGCAAUCUAAUUGCAUGGGUACUUUCGGUCGAAACAUUGGCGCGUAUUACUACUGCUACCUGAUCACGACAGACACCUGUUCAUCUUCUUCUACCUAUGGCCUUAUUUACCUGUCGAACGCAGCGACAUCUUACGAUUUUGAGGCUAGUAAUGGAAACUGUGGUCAGUGGAGGAAGUCCUCCUAG
This is a messenger RNA of Penicillium verhagenii, 1197 nucleotides long. RefSeq lists its product as uncharacterized. The transcript has a single exon. The record is from RefSeq and is a predicted model, not a curated record. NCBI's taxonomy places the organism in Eukaryota, Fungi, Ascomycota, Eurotiomycetes, Eurotiales, Aspergillaceae. The coding region runs from base 1 to 1197 and encodes 398 amino acids.